Pseudovirgaria hyperparasitica is the source of this 2605-nucleotide messenger RNA. RefSeq names its product DNA helicase. The transcript is spliced from 6 exons. Bases 271 to 2415 code for a protein of 714 amino acids. The record is from RefSeq and is a predicted model, not a curated record. NCBI's taxonomy places the organism in Eukaryota, Fungi, Ascomycota, Dothideomycetes, Acrospermales, Acrospermaceae. Gene Ontology annotation, molecular function: RNA binding; 5'-3' DNA helicase activity; ATP hydrolysis activity.
GAGACAGUUUCUGCACAUCGGAGUUGCUGGCGGCGCAGAAUAAAUCUCCUGCAACAAAUUACGUGCAUAGCAGAGUAGUCCACAUGUGUGAAAAAGCUUAUAUACUCUCCCACGAAGCGCGUCCCACGUAUGACGAAAGACACUAGGUCUAACUAAGAUUUUUGUGAACCACUCCAUCUAUCUCUAUUCCUACUUCCAUCUCUGCCUCGCACGUACGUACACCUAACAACCACAAGACAACAACAACAACAACACCCACAACACAACACAAUGCCACCACCACCACCGCCCUCAAUCCCCGCCUUCGCAGCCGCCCAACUCUCCCUCCUCGACGCCGAGCUCAAGGCCGAAACGGCCGAGACCAGCCUCCUAGUCUCGCAAUCCUCCCCCACCACUCUCCAACGCGCAGGCCUCGCAGUCCUAAACCUCCAAGUCGCGUCGCAGCGCACCGGCUUCGGCGGCAAGACAGUCGUCGAACUCGAACUUGACGCCGCGGUGGGCGGGGGAGAUAUCCCGGAGCAUGGGCUGCGCACGGGAGACAUCGUGGCGGUGCAGGAGCAGCCUGCGGGCAGUGCCAGGAAGACUGAGAAGACGGAGUUGAGGAAGAGAGGGGUGGAGGGGGUGGUGCUGAAGGUGACGAGUGGGGUUAUUGGGGUUGCGCUGGAUAAGGAUGAGGCGGAUGUGCCUUUGGGGAAGCUAUGGCUGAUUAAGCUGGCCAACGAUGUCACGUAUAGGAGCAGUAGGAUGAACCAGACGAUGAAGACGCUGCAGGAUAUGAAAGAGUCGGAACAGUCGCCUUUCAUCCAAGUCCUGUUCGGUCAGGGCACACCGUCACCCGUGGACGUCGAGCUCGACAGAUUGAGUCUCAAGGACGACGAGUGGAUCGAUCCAUCCCUAAACGACUCCCAGAAAGACGCAAUCAGGUUCGCCCUGGCAGCAAAAGAAGUAGCGCUGAUCCACGGCCCGCCCGGAACAGGCAAGACACACACGCUGAUCGAGCUGAUUCUGCAAAUGCUCAAGCGGAACCAGCGCGUGCUCGUCUGCGGCCCGUCCAACAUCUCGGUCGACAACAUCGUCGACCGCCUCGCGCCACACAAACAGCCCAUCGUGCGGCUCGGCCACCCAGCAAGACUGCUCCCCUCCGUCCUCAACCACUCCCUCGAGAUCCUGACCAAGACAUCCGACGCCGCCGGCAUCGUGCAGGACGUCCGGAGAGAGCUCGAUGCCAAACAGGCCAGCAUCCGCAAGACCAGAAGCGGCAAGGAGCGACGGGCCAUCUACGGCGAGAUGAAGGAGCUGCGCAAGGAGUACCGGGAGCGAGAGCGCGGCUGCGUGGCCGAGCUGAUCCGCGGCAGCAGGGUUGUUCUCGCGACGCUGCACGGGGCAGGCGGCUUCCACCUGAAGAACGAAAGGUUUGACUGCGUCGUCAUCGACGAGGCCAGCCAGGCGCUCGAGGCACAAUGCUGGAUUCCGCUGCUGUCGGCCAGCAAAGCGGUGCUGGCAGGUGAUCACCUCCAGCUACCGCCGACGAUCAAAUCGCUGAAUUCCAAGGUCAGGGGCAGUAGUACGAGCAGUAGUAGUAAUAACAGCAAGGGCACGAGGAUGAGUCUGGAAACGACACUAUUCGAUCGGCUGUUGGCGCUGCAUGGGGCGUCGAUCAAGCGGAUGCUGACGACGCAGUACCGGAUGCACGAGAAGAUUAUGAGAUUCCCAUCCGCGGAGCUGUACGAGGACAAGCUGACAGCCGCGGCGGCGGUGAAAGAGAGACUGCUCCGGGAGCUGGGGUAUGGGGUGCAGGACAGCGACGAGACGCGCGAGGCACUGGUGUUUUGGGACACGCAAGGAGGGGACUUUCCGGAGCGCAGCGAGGAUGACAACAACAACAACGGCGAUGCAGCAGGUAAGACGACGACGACGACAGGUAAUAAGAUGGGGAUGGGGCUGCGCGAGAGCAAAAGCAACGAGGCAGAGGCGGGGUUGGUCAAGACGCAUGUCCACCGACUGGUCGCGGCAGGCGUGAAAGCAGAGGAUAUUGCAGUGAUUACGCCGUACAAUGCACAGCUCUCGAUUCUCUCGCAGCUGCUCAAGGAAGCAUUCCCCGGCAUCGAGCUCGGCAGCGUGGACGGAUUCCAGGGCCGGGAGAAGGAAGCGGUGAUAGUCAGCCUCGUGCGGUCGAACGCGGAGCACGAGGUGGGAUUCCUGGGCGAGCGACGGCGGCUGAACGUGGCCAUGACGAGGCCGAAGCGACAUCUGGCAAUCAUAGGAGAUUCCGAGACAGUUGGCCGGGGCAGCGAGUUUCUCAACAAGUGGAUGUUGUUCCUGGAAGAGCAGGCGGACCUGCGAUACGCGACGAUGGAGGACGUGUUUGACGAGGGGACGGCGGCGAUGGCAGCAGCCGCCAAGGACGCGCAAUGAUGAUUACAGAUGACAGUAGCAAUUGGAGGCGUGGAUGGGAGUUUGGUAGUGCAGGUACCAGUGCCAGUGCCAGUGCCAGUGCCAGACUGCUAGUGCCAGUACCAGGUACGAAGAGUAGAGUAGAGUAGUAGGUAGUAUAAGCCAUCAAGCCUCGCAGACGGCACGCGCGCCAGAGCAGCAAGCAGCAAGC